UACUUAUGUUACUUCGAUCUUCCUGUCUUUCGAUUUCAUUUUUAAACGGGUUCAAUCGUUAACUUGCCUCGAUACGUUGUACAAUGCAGCACACAUUUUUAAUACAAUAUGAUAUUAUACGCUACGUUCCUGCGACAUUUUAUUCAUACAAUACUUGUCAGGCUAGUUUUUUUUAAUUAGCAAUACGCAAAACAGCAAGCUUUUACGAGACUAAAUUCAUACAUGAACUACUACUCGUGAAGCAAUCGUUCAAAGUUCAUGUCUGACUUAACAAAAUAUUUAUCCGCAUUUUUCAUCGAAAUCAGAUAAAUUUACGAUGUUGUUCGUUUAACAGUACAUUCCUAUCUUCGUUUACAUAUUACCUGAUAUUAUUUGCAUAUUGGACUCAUAACUGUUCUAUUAUUUUAAACGAAAUUAAUAAAAAUUUAUAUAAAAGAACCGUUUAAUAACUGAUUUCUUCUUUAUACGUAGAGAUUGUAUACAUAGUAUAUACGUACAAUUUGUUUACAGGAUAUGCAAGUUUUAAUGAUCAUGGAGCAUAUCAACCUAGCAACGAAGUCAUGCUACGUUUUUACGCGUAUUAUAAACAAGCGACAGAAGGUCCGUGCGAACAACCAAAGCCUGCAUUCUGGGAAGUGAUUAAAAAGGCAAAAUGGGAUGCUUGGACACGUUUGGGAAAUAUGAGUAGAACAGAGGCAAUGAAUAAUUAUGUGGAAGAAUUAAAAAAGAUCGUAGAAACAAUGUCUUACACGGACAAAGUAGCUACAUUUCUAGACAGUUUAGAUACAUUUUGUGAAAGUGUUCCGCCCGAAGAUUUGGAAUUACUUCUUGGCCCCGUGUUAGAACGUAUGCGUUCACAGCCCGACUUACCAUUAUCUGGUUCGCCUCUAGUCCAUCCUCUUUUUUAUGCAGCAUCUAGGGAAACGUCACCGCAUAGAGCUUGUAAUAUGUCUCGGCAUAUUGCUAGUAGCUUAGAAACUAGCCCAGCCAGUAGCCAUAGCGUAAGCCCACCCGACACCGAUGGAGAAGAAGAAGAAUUUAUCGACACCGUCGAAUCUGCUCCAGAACGAUCGCAAAAGGACACGAUAAGAGGUUCAAGUAGUACUCAAAAAAUGUCCAACGGAUUGACCAGCAGUACCGAUAAAGUUAACGAAUCGAUUACGUCGAAAGAAAAUCAUCUUUCAGAAUUAACCAAUGGGUACACUAAUACAAAUGGUUACGCGGAGACAGUUACAGAAAAUAAACAGGACAAAAACAAGCAGCGUACUAAAAAAGACGAGAAAACCAAUGAUGAAUUUCUAAAUCAAAUAGCUACGACUAUGCAAAAUUUACAAAGAGACUUAGAUAGAAUAACAGCCAGAGUACGUAGCUUAGAAGGCCAAACACUACAAGCAUUGAUGCCACAAAUAGUUAAUAAACAACCAACAACGCCUUCGUAUCCAAAAUGGUGGCCUUUACAAGAAUGUUCACCACGGUUAUUCAGUAUUUUAAUUUUAUGGCCGUUCGUAGUACAGUUUCUAAUUUCUUUAACGCAACGUUAUCGUCAGCGAAGACUGUGAUUUAAACGUUAUUGUUAUCUUGUUCAAAGUAUAUUUCACUUUUUGAUAUUAGAUAAUGUUAAGAGCAAACAAUACGAAUAUUUUAGAAGAAUUAUAAUUCGAAAGUAAACUUCUAUCAUCUAAAUACAUAUUUGGAUAAAGGUAUUCGCAUCAAUGAUAAUUAUAAAAAAUGUAACUAAUCGUGUAAAAGUUUUAAAUUUGUUCAAUGAACUGUUUACAUUUAAAUGUGUGUACAGUAACUGUAUAGGAAGACUUAUUUAUUUUGAAGAUUGUGAAAAUCAGGGAAAGAUUUGAUCGUUAUUUCUGUGUUAAUGCUUUAAAAAGCAACAAAAUUAAUCUUAUAUCCAAAGUAAUUUCUAUGUACAAUAGAUAGUCACGUGUAUUCAUAUAUUGUAAUAUAGAAGAAAAAAUUAUAUACAAAUUUUAUAUUGUAAAUUCAGGUUAAAGGUAUAAAAUAGAUUAUGUUAUAUAUAACGUGCAAUCUUUUUUAAAGAAGCAAUCUAUAUUUAGUACGUUAGUAGAUAUAACUGAUCUUGAUAUUACCAUAGAAUCCUUUUCUUUUCUUCUUUUUUUUUUUUCUUUUUAUUUUCUUAUUAUGUUGUAAGAUGGAAAUAGGUAAGCCUACUCGUGUACAAAUAUUGUAAAAACAAAAUGUGCAAUUUUAAAUCGUGUAUUGUAAUAAUACUUAUGAUUUGUAAUUGUUUCGCAAAGAUUUUAUUAUGUAGUACAACUAUCAGUGAUGAUAAAACUUGUCUCUUCGUACAUUAAUAUUUUUCACUUUGUACAAUUUCAAUAAAAUAUUUACAAAUCACUAUA
This is a messenger RNA of Megachile rotundata (alfalfa leafcutting bee), 2375 nucleotides long. RefSeq lists its product as uncharacterized. Gene Ontology annotation, cellular component: cytoplasm. The record is from RefSeq and is a predicted model, not a curated record. NCBI's taxonomy places the organism in Eukaryota, Metazoa, Arthropoda, Insecta, Hymenoptera, Megachilidae. Gene Ontology annotation, molecular function: fatty-acyl-CoA binding. Gene Ontology annotation, biological process: fatty acid metabolic process.